Messenger RNA from Mytilus trossulus (common blue mussel), 4870 nucleotides. RefSeq names its product extracellular matrix-binding protein EbhA-like. Bases 123 to 3137 code for a protein of 1004 amino acids. The transcript has 10 exons. Gene Ontology annotation, cellular component: nucleus. Gene Ontology annotation, molecular function: histone deacetylase activity, NAD-dependent; NAD+ binding. The record is from RefSeq and is a predicted model, not a curated record. Lineage: Eukaryota; Metazoa; Mollusca; Bivalvia; Mytilida; Mytilidae.
UAGUAUCUAUGCAAUGGCGUCUGUUUGGAAUUCUAAACAUUUGUUUAUCAUUUUAGAAAGAAAAUAAUGGGCUUUCACUCCAAAGAUGAGACGAAAAUUCCAAACGUCGAUUUGUCUUUAAAAUGAGAUUAGUUUCCUCCGAAAUGGCUGCAAUCGAGAAAGUGGGACGGCCACCAUCAGCUCAUGCAUUGAAAGGGUUGAAGGCUCAGAGUAGAGGUGUACAUGCUAACAGUACCCCAGUUUACAAGACACAGUCAGAAACCUCUAUCUUACCAAAGCCACCAAAUGUACUGGAGAGGGGAAUUAAUAGGGCAAGAAGGCUAUCCACCAGUGCAGGGAUGAAGCCAGUUAAAACCCUAGAUGACGUCUCUGAUUUACUGACAAGUGAGGUGGUAAAAAAUGUGGUUGUUGUGGCAGGGGCCGGAAUUAGUACCCCUAGUGGCAUUCCAGAUUUUAGGACACCAGGGACAGGAUUGUACGACAACCUCGCUCAGUAUCGUAUCCCUUACCCAGAGGCUAUAUUUGACAUAGAUUAUUUCCACCAUAACCCAAAACCAUUCUUCACCCUGGCUAAAGAACUCUACCCAUCAGGGAAAUACAGACCAAACUACAUACACUACUUCCUGAGGAUGUUGUAUGACAAGGGCAAAUUACUCCGCAUGUACACGCAGAAUAUCGAUGGUUUAGAGAGAUUGGCAGGAUUACCACCAGAGAAGUUAGUAGAGGCUCAUGGGACAUUUUCCUGGGCUACAUGUACAAUAUGUGGUAGUAAGAAAGAAGGUUCAGAAGUCAAGGAAAGCAUUUUCAAAGACAGAUUACCUAAAUGUGGCAAAAGAGGCUGUCCUGGUAUUGUAAAACCUGAUAUUGUGUUCUUUGGAGAAGACUUACCACAGAGAUUUUAUUUGUACCUCAGAGACAUGUUACAAACUGAUCUAGUCAUUGUUAUGGGAACCUCAUUAGAGGUGCAGCCAUUUGCAGGUAUUAUAGAUACUGUGAAGUAUGGUGUACCACGUGUGUUAUUUAACUGGAAUGCUGUUGGUCCAUUUAAAAAUGGUAAACGGUCUCAGGAUGUUGUAGCAUCAGGUGAUUUAAUUGGUAGUGUACAGAAGUUUGCUGGAAUUACAGGAUGGAAGUCUGAAAUUGAACAACUAAUUAUACAGAACGAAGGGUCACUUCUUAUAUGUUCUCCUGAAUAUGCUAAAAGAGCAGCUAACAGACCAAAACAAAAAGCUACAACACAACCUAUUACAAAUGCUUUUUGGCGGAGGCGUAUGGAGAGUUCUUCUGACGAAUCUUCUGAUUCAGAGACAGAAUCAUCAUCUGAGAGUAGUUCUGAUGAAGAUAAACGAUAUAAGAGUGAAUCCUUCAGAAGACGAGGAGUCAGAAGUACUGGAUCAAUGAAAAACAACAUGGGAACUGCAACAAUUAAAAAUGGACCUAAUCGUCUUCUAAAUGAUAUUAAGAAAAAUGGCCCAAAUAAUAAUGGACAAAAAAGGGAUUUUUCAACAAGGAUUCCUAAUACAAGAUCACCAGCACCAGUGAAGUUAGACAAGUAUCUGUCAGGGAGAAAUAGUGCAAUGACAACACGGCCUCCUAAUGGUAAAAUUGGUAGUGCAAAAAUUACACAAGUCAAACCAGUGUCGACUGCUGAGAAAAUAAAAACAUCUCCAGAAAAGUUGGCACCAUUACCUAUCAAAACGAUCAAAAAUAUGGAGAAAAAUGUUCCGUCAGGUAGACCAAAACUAUUGGAGAAAAUAUCUUCAAUAAAUAGUGAGAACAAAUCUGCAAGUAAGAAAGUUAAUGACACCUCUAAUUCUGUGGUGAAAGAAAAGUCUAUAGAAACAGCGGUUAAUUUAACUGACAACAUAGUGCCCUCUUUAGAUCGAACUGUAUCUGAACAGGAAAGCAAAACUACUGAUGUGAUUAAAGAGUCAACCACCAAUGAAAAACCUCAUUCUGGUAAUAGUGAUGUUAUAAGUAUUCAAGUACAAAAUGAUGUUCAAAGUGUCAAGGAUGGUAUUAAACAAUUAACAUUAUCAGAUUACAGUAAUAUACAUUUAAAUAAUUCAGUAGUUGAAAAUGUGGUCAAAGAUGUGGUCAACUCAUGUUCUGUAAAUAAAAAGACAUUGCCAUCUGAUAUACUUCUAACCACAAGAAGUGAACCUGCUGGUUUUACAAGUUCCAAAAAAAUAGACUCCAUUAUCUCUGAUGAGAGUAAAAGCAGAGCUGAUAAAAUUAAAACAAUAAAAUCUGCUCUUGGUACAGGGUUCCAAAAAUUGAUUUCAACAACAAGUGCUAAGGAGGACAGUAAGAGAGGAAACGUUAAAAAAACAGAGAGGUUCAAAAGAUCAAAAUCAGAAAAGAAUAUGCGCAAAAAAGACAAGACUGAAAAGAAACGUUCAGCAUCUGCAAAGGCCAAAGUCAAUCUGAAAUUGAUACAUAAUAGAUAUGCUAAAAAUUCCACAUCUGAAUCCCCCCAGGAAACCAUUGGUGAGGAUGAGAGUGAAGUACCUCCUAAUUCUACAAGGUCUCUUUUGAAUGACCAGUCUUACAUUAGUUUAAUCGGAACACUUGAACGUGAAAAGCCACUUGAUUUGAAUCAGAAUGCCAAUGCUGUGAGUGAUAUUCUAAAAGAGAAGGAAACAGAUUCACCCCAGAAUCAAGAUUGUACCUGUACAGAAAGUGCCCAGGUUGACACUGUUGUUCAACAAGUAGAGAACUUAACACUGAAACAAACACUGCCAGAUGAAAGUCAGAUGUGUUCAGAUUCAGAAAAAAGAUUUGAAAUUCGUAAAAAACGGUUAUUUAAAAAACCACCUAAGCAUAAAAAGAAAUUUGAUGAUACCACUAAAGACUUGAUAAAUACAUUAAAUCCUGUACCUUAUGGCUAUGCUUCCCCUCGUUAUAAGAGGUUAACCAAUAGGUCAAUGGCACCUCCCAAUGUAUGUAGUGGAUAUGAACUUCCAACAGAAUAUGUCAGCCCAGAACUUUUACAAAAACUUGGUUCUGGAAAACAUGUCAAGUUAGCAUAUAGACAUAGUUUGAACUCUUCAUCGCCUGUAGGGUCAAGGGUCAUAGUUAGAGAAGAUUCAAGUAACACUGAAAUUGUUGAAAAAGCUGUUGAUAUAUGUCAGUAGCACUGUAGUGUCGUAUUUAAUUUGUUUAAUAUUUAUUAUGGAGGAAAUCUAUUCAUUGGUUGUCUAUUUUUUGUAGCAGGGAAUAAAGUAUUAACUGAAAUCAUUGUGAUACAAAUGUAUUUGUGCAAUCAGAUUUGACUAACGGUAGUAUAAAACAACUUCAUUAUGUCUUGAUACAUGUACUACAUAAACAUGAUAUUUUCUGAAUGCGAGAUAGUUUUAUAAAACUUUUUUAUGAGGUCUCAUUAUCAACUGAAAUGUCUGAAAAGUUAUCCCUUUCUGUAAUGUUGUACUAAGAAAUGACCUAUAUAUGCUUAAAUUUUUAUUGAUACUACUGUCUCUUUCAAUAAAUCAGAUGAUUCAAAAUGUGGAAAAUCUAUGUAAUGAUGAAAAGGCAAAAUACUGAUGAAUUUAGAAUGAAUUUAAUCUAUUUGUACUAUUUCUUUGGUUUUUAAUGCAAUCCAUGCAAUUGUAAUAAAUUUCUAGUUUAAAUAUUCCUCAAAUAAGAUCUGCGAUAAUAGUUAUCAAAGGUAUCAGGAUUAUAAUUUAGUACGCCAGACGCGCGUUUCAUCUACAUAAGACUCAUCAGUGACGCUCAUAUCAAAAUAUGUGUAAACAGGUAAAGCCAAACAAGUACAAAGUUGAAGAGCAUUGAGGAUCCAAAAUUCCAAAAAGUUGUGCUAAAUACGGCUUAGGUAAUCUAUUCCUGGGAUAGGAAAAUCCUUAGUUUUUCAAAAAAAAUCAAAUUUUUGUAAACAGGAAAUUUAUAAAAAUUACCACAUUAUUGAUAUUCAUGUCAACACCGAAUACUGGGCUGGUGAUACCCUUGGGUACAAAACGCUUUUAAAAUCCUUAAAUGUGACAAAAUUUAUGAUUUAAUGGAUGUUGUUCAAUGUCAAGAUACUAAGAUCAUGUAUGAAUAACAUGGAGAAACUACAAUUUAGGCUAAUUAAUUGUCUCUAAAACAUAGAUAUUUAAAUGUCUACAAUCUAUGUAUUCAAUUACCCCAGUAUUGCCUUUUUCUUUUGAUAAACAUAGUACUAUACAGUUCAUUUGACUUCCACAUACAUGUGCUUGGAAAUAAUUUACAACACAGUCCCUGCUCAAUUUCUCAUUCAAACUUUCAUUUACAUUUAUGAAUAUUAUGGACAAAAUAAUCUUCAAAAUAUACCUUCGUCAUUUUGAACAGUAACAACAUUUUAAUUAGGUUAUGUUAAAUAAUUGCACUUGUAGUAAAAUUCAUUGUUAAAAAUUCCCGGUACUAAUCAAGUUAUUUUUAGAAAUCAAACUUUUACAUUUUUUAUAUAAGGAUUACCUCAUUUUAGAUGUAUAUUAUAUUAAUUUAUUUGGUGCUGGAUCAUUUUUGUUUAACAUUGUACAUCUUCCUAAUAAGAUCAACCAAUCAGAAAAUAGAGUACAAGGAAUGUACCAAAUAAUAAAUUUUAACCAAUGAAUAACAUUGUCACAAAGUAUUGAUUUGCAUUUCCAAUAACUUGGUUUGGUUAACAAUAUGGCCAGUUAAAAUUAGAUUUUCUUUGUAUUUGUUGGAACUGAACAAACUGGCUUUAAUAUGUGAAAUUGUUGUAACGACAUCAAAAGUGCAGGAAGUUUAGUUGGUAUUCUUUCAAGAACUGAUGUGUCAAUAGAAAUUUAAAUUCUAAUUGAUUAUUAAAGUUGUCAACUUUACAAAUUAGAAAUUUAAUAAAAUUAUUAACCACAACAACAAAAUCUUA